This is a messenger RNA of Papilio polytes (common Mormon), 584 nucleotides long. RefSeq names its product inducible metalloproteinase inhibitor protein-like. NCBI's taxonomy places the organism in Eukaryota, Metazoa, Arthropoda, Insecta, Lepidoptera, Papilionidae. Bases 111 to 533 code for a protein of 140 amino acids. The transcript has 4 exons. The record is from RefSeq and is a predicted model, not a curated record.
CUGAACCGGAAUUGAUUACCAAAAACAAGUAACAGAAUAAGCGUUGAUAUUAUAAUAAUUUACUUUUUGUUACAGCAAAACUGAGGUGUCGUAAGAAUGAAGUUCUCGUAAUGAACCCGACGCCGUGCGCCGACCGCGUCUGUCCUCGAAGUCUGAAAGCGCUGCGUGAAGGCUGCAUCACUCAUGCCAAUAUCAAGCUGCCACCUAAAUGCGUCUGCAGGUUUAACUACAGCCGCGACCGACGGGGGAGGUGCAUUCCCACACAUUCUUGCCCUCCUAUCGCAUGCGGGCACAAUGAGAUAUUCGACGCAUGCCCACCUCUGUGCCCCAGUGAUGACUGCAGUCAAGCAACGCCAUCAGGCAGAUGCCCAAUCAUUGGCCGCAUAGGUAUCGUGGUGCAGUGCAAACCUCAGUGCCGCUGCGCCUACCAUUACUGGCGUAAGGACAACAUCUGCGUGCCUUACGAACAAUGCAAUAUAACACCUAUUAUAAGAGAACCACGUUCGUGUAAUGCUACUACGGAGAAUAUUUAAACUUUUGUAAUCUUUGUGUUAAUUUACAAUACAAACAAUAAACUAUUUUGC